Messenger RNA from Ipomoea nil (Japanese morning glory), 2258 nucleotides. Its product is annotated as ATP-dependent DNA helicase 2 subunit KU80. Gene Ontology annotation, cellular component: nucleus; Ku70:Ku80 complex. Gene Ontology annotation, biological process: cellular response to X-ray; telomere maintenance; DNA recombination. The transcript has 12 exons. Gene Ontology annotation, molecular function: DNA helicase activity; telomeric repeat DNA binding; double-stranded DNA binding. The coding region runs from base 1 to 2094 and encodes 697 amino acids. Lineage: Eukaryota; Viridiplantae; Streptophyta; Magnoliopsida; Solanales; Convolvulaceae. The record is from RefSeq and is a predicted model, not a curated record.
AUGGCCCGAAACAGGGAGGGUUUGAUUUUGGUGAUUGAUGUGGGGCCUUCAAUGCAUUGUGUUCUUCCUGAAAUUGAGAAGGUUUGCUCCGUGUUAGUGGAAAAGAAGUUGAUUUACAGCAAGUAUGAUGAAGUAGGAGUUAUUUUAUUUGGGACAACAGAGACUGCAAACGAAUUGACAGAAGAGCUGGGUGGAUAUGAACAUGUGACGGUUUUGAGGAGUAUCAAAGUUGUUGAUGAUGACCUUCUUCAGGCUCUAGAACAGCUUCCUCGAGGAAGCGUUGAUGGUGAUUUUCUUGAUGCCGUAAUUGUUGGGAUGGAUAUGAUGAUUAAAAAGUAUGGGAUAACCAACAAAGGAAAGAAGCGCCUUUGCCUCAUCACAAAUGCCAUGUGUCCGAUUAAAGAUCCAUAUGAAGGAACAAAGGAAGAUCAAGUCAGCACCAUUGCAGCUCAGAUGAAAGCACAUGGCAUGAGAAUGGACUCUGUAAUUGUUAGAAUGAAACAAGAUUUGGAUGCAGAAAAGGGAAUUAUUGAUGAAAAUGAUUUUCUUUUGUCAGUAUUUUCAAAAGAAACUUCCUCAAAAGCAGCAUAUGUUGAAAGUGCAACUUCAUUGAUGGGUGCAAUAAGAACUCGUAAUAUAGCUCCUGUCACAUUAUAUAGAGGUGAUUUUGAACUCAGCACCAAAUUGAAGAUCAAGGUAUGGGUCUAUAAGAAAACAUCUGAAGAGAGAUUUCCCACUUUGAAAAUGUAUUCAGAUAAAGCACCUCCAACUGAUAAGUUUGCUAAGCAUGAAAUCACGAGUAGUUACGAAUAUAAAGUUGUUCAAGAUCCAACAAAACAAGUGCCACCAGAACAAAGGAUUAAAGGAUACCGAUAUGGACCUCAAGUAGUUCCCAUAUCAUCUGCUGAAUGGGAGGCAGUGAAGUUCAAACCAGAGAAAGGUGUGAAGCUUCUAGGAUUCACAGAUGCUUCGAAUAUAAUGCGGCAUUACUAUAUGAAAGAUGCAAAUGUCUUCAUAGCUGACCCGGAAAAUUCGAAGGCCAUUCUUGCUGUCUCUGCAUUGGCAAGGGCAAUGAAGGAUAUGAACAGAGUAGCAAUUGUCCGCUGUGUAUGGAGACAAGGGCAGGGAAAUGUAACAAUAGGAGUCCUUACUCCUAAUGUGUCUGACAAAGGCAAUGUUCCUGAUUCAUUAUAUUUCAAUGCUCUUCCUUUCGCUGAGGAUGUGCGGGAGUUUCAGUUUCCAUCUUUCAGCAAUCUUCCAUCGUCAAUGCUCCCUAAUGAACAGCAACAGGAGGCUGCAGAUAAUCUUGUCAAGAUGCUUGAUCUUGCACCGUCUGAUAGUCAGGAAGCAUUGCUGCCUGAGUUCACGCCUAAUCCUGUAUUACAGCGGUAUUAUCACUAUCUUGAGAUGAAGUCAAAGCACCAUGAUGCUGCUGUCCCUCCACUCGAUGAAAUCCUUAGGAGGAUAACAGAUCCCGAUCCUGAACUUCUUUCUCAAAACAAGACCGUCGUUGAUGAAUUCAGAAGGUGUUUUGAACUGAAAGACAACCCAAAGAUGAAGAAAUCAAGAAAAAGAUUGAUAAGGGAAAAACCAACUGGAUCAGAUGAGGAAGGAGAACGUGCGUCUACUAAAGUUAAAUCUGAAAAAAUUGGAAACAUAAAUCCUGUUCAAGAUUUUGAAGACAUGAUAUCUCGGAGGGAUAGCCCAGAAUGGGUUAAUAAGGCUAUUCAGGAAAUGAAGAAUAAGAUCUUUUAUCUAGUGGAGAACUCUCUUGAAGGGGAUACAUAUCAGAAAGCAUUGGAAUGUUUAGUGGCUCUCCGCAAUGGUUGCAUUGUUGAACAGGAACCAAAACAGUUCAAUGAUUUGCUACGUAAUCUUUAUGCAUCCUGCAAAGAAAAAGAUCUCAGAAGCUUCUGUAAGCAACUCGAAUCUCAUGGAAUCGCCUUGAUAACAAAGACAGAAGCCCCCGACAGUGAUGUUUUGGAGAGCGAGGCCAGAAGCUUUAUGACUGAAUCAGAGGUGAAAGCAGAAACUGCUAAAAAGGAGCCCAAAGAGGAGCAAGAUAUUAUGAGUAUAUACUUGGGUGGAAAAUAGGGCCAUCUAUCUAGGAAAACCUCUCCAUAGGAUUUUGCUUGUUCUCUCUUGACUCUCAAGAUCUGUAAAGUAAACUAGUUUUUGGCAAUAACAGAUUUUUUUGUCUAAAAUUUCUAAGUAUCUUUAGCUAGUGGUUCUAUUAAUUCCUUUUGAACCAGUAUUUA